Molecule: messenger RNA, 894 nt
Organism: Helianthus annuus (common sunflower)
Lineage: Eukaryota; Viridiplantae; Streptophyta; Magnoliopsida; Asterales; Asteraceae
Exons: 5
Coding region: 415-870 (151 amino acids)
Source: RefSeq, a predicted model, not a curated record
UAUAUAAAUUUUGAUCGAUGGCUUACAAAUCGUAAUAAAUACGAUAGGUCAAACACGAACAUUAUGUUCCAAUACCUUAAUUCAUCCUGUAGGAGAACAAUCAUAUGUUUUAAGAAAAUAAAAACCAUACCUUUUUGUAUGGACCCUUUUGUCCCCUACUUCCACAUUUACCUUUUUCAUUCCAAACCCUCAACUCAUUUAAUAAUUAAACAAUGGAACACAAAACUUACAACACAUUAAAGAAAUAGUAGUAGACAUAGUAUAGAGAUGCAAUGGUUGGUUAGCAACAAGAAGAUGGGUCCCUUUGUUUGUCUGUAUAAAUAAGUUGAGAUGAUGCCCAUCUUUAUUGCAAACCAUUCUCACUUUAUCUCCUUUAUUGAAUACCAGUCAAUAGGUUAAAUUGUCUCAUACAACAUGAAGCUUUAUCUAAUGUUUCUUGUGUUUCUUCUCUCAAUCUUGCAGAGUUAUGAUGCUGAAGGUAUAAGGAUGGGAAAGGUGCUCACUUUAUCAGCUAGUAGCAAUCAAGAUAUCCUCAAGAUUUCAUCAAUUAAAAGAAGCAACAAUGAUCAUGAAUUGAUAGCAAAAACUGAUGAAGAUAAGUCAGGAUUAAACAGAAAACUUAUGACAAAAACUGAAUCUUCGACUACCACCUAUGUAUCUAAGAACCACAAGAAUGAAGAAAACAGAAAUGACCCGAAAUUGGAGAUCAAAUCUGCUCACGGACCGAUAGCAUACAAAGAUAAUUUCAUGGUUAAUUCGUUGCCGGAAAAUUUCCAACACGAAAAGGAUGUUUCCAACGAGCCCAACCCGAGUGACAUAGACAUCGUCGAUUAUACUCCUGCCAGGAACAAGUCUCCAAUACACAACUGAGAACUAAACAUAUAUAAAGAAAAA